AUGGAGUCAAACAGAGCUCCCCUGCAACCCCCUUGGAUUCUGCGCAAGGAUAAGGAGGAGGUUGUGACAUUCAAGGAUGUGGCUGUGGACUUCACCCAGGAGGAGUGGCGGCUCUUAACCCUCUCAGAAGCAGCUGUUCAAGGAGGUCAUGGUGGAGAAUGCCCAGAACCUGUUGUCCUUGGAGAAGAGGUGAUCUCUGUUUUGAGCAAAGGGAACCCCGUGAUGCUGACCAAGAAAUUGAGCAUGCUCUCCAGGAGAGAUCAGAAUGAAAUGAAAGAAACUCCUGCAGAGUCACGCCAUUCUAUGAUAGACACUCCCAAGCAGUGGUUCAUGGGUGAUGGAUCCUGUGACUUUACUUGGACAAAAAGCUGUGCAACACAUGAGAGAAUCCAGCUUAGAGAGAGACAUUGUGAAUGUACCGAAUGUGGAAAAGGUUGUAUAAAAGAGGAAAAUCUUAUUGUACAAUUGAGAAUCCACUCAGGCGUGAAACCUUAUGAAUUUAACCAAUGUGGAAAGGGUUUUAAUAGAAAGGGAAAACUUAUUGUACAUCAGAGAAUCCACACUGAAGAAAAGCAUUAUGAAUGUAACCAGUGUGGAAAGGCUUUUAGAAAGAAGACAUAUCUCACUGUACAUCAGAGAACCCACAAUGGAGAGAAACCUUACAACUGUAACCACUGUGGAAAGGCUUUUAGACGCAAGGGAAGACUUCACGGACAUCAGAGAAUCCACACUGGAGAGAAGCCUUAUGAAUGUAACCAAUGUGGAAAGGCUUUUAGAGAAAAGGGAGCUCUUAUUACACAUCAGAGAAUCCAUACUGGAGAGAAACCUUAUGAAUGUAACCAGUGUGGAAAGGCUUUUAGACAAAAGGGAUCUCUUACUGCACAUCAGAGAAUCCAUUUUGGAGAGAGACCUUAUGAAUGUAACCAGUGUGGAAAGGCUUUUACACAAAAGGGAUCUCUUACUACACAUCAGAGAAUCCAUUUUGGAGAGAGACCUUAUGAAUGUAACCAGUGUGGAAAGGCUUUUAGACAAAAGGGAGCUCUUACAGCACAUCAGAGAAUCCACACUGGAGAGAAACCUUAUGACUGUAACUACUGCGGAAAGGCUUUUAGAAGCAAGGGAAAACUUAUAUUACAUCAGAGAAUCCACACUGGAGAGAAACCUUAUGAAUGUAACCAGUGUGGAAAGGCUUUCAGACAGAAAUCUAGUCUUACUGGCCAUCAGAGAAUACAUAUUGGAGAGAAACCUUAUGAAUGUUACCAGUGUGGAAAAGCUUUUAGAAAUAAGAAUGUUCUCACUGUACAUCAGAGAAUUCACACUGGAGAGAAACCUUAUGAAUGGAACCAAUGUGGAAAAGCUUUUAGAGACAAGAAUGUUCUCAUUGUACAUCAGAGAACCCACAAUGGAGAGAAACCUUAUAACUGUAACCACUGUGGAAAGGCUUUUAGACACAAGGGAAGACUUCACGUACAUCAGAAAAUCCACACUGGAGAGAAGCCUUAUGAAUGUAACCAAUGUGAAAAGGCUUUUAGACAAAAGGGAAUUCUUACUACACAUCAGAGAAUACAUAUUGGAGAGAAACCUUAUGAAUGUUACCAGUGUGGAAAAGCUUUUAGAAAUUUUUUA
Messenger RNA from Sarcophilus harrisii (Tasmanian devil), 1626 nucleotides. Its product is annotated as zinc finger protein OZF-like. The annotation marks the transcript as partial. The record is from RefSeq and is a predicted model, not a curated record. Gene Ontology annotation, molecular function: DNA-binding transcription repressor activity, RNA polymerase II-specific. Gene Ontology annotation, biological process: negative regulation of transcription by RNA polymerase II. The transcript has 5 exons. Lineage: Eukaryota; Metazoa; Chordata; Mammalia; Dasyuromorphia; Dasyuridae.